Molecule: messenger RNA, 790 nt
Organism: Micromonas pusilla CCMP1545
Lineage: Eukaryota; Viridiplantae; Chlorophyta; Mamiellophyceae; Mamiellales; Mamiellaceae
Exons: 3
Coding region: 324-542 (72 amino acids)
Source: RefSeq, a predicted model, not a curated record
GACAGUAGUUAUGAAAAGGAACGCUCCCGACUUCACUGCCUGCUAGAAGCUACACUCAGGGAGCUUGCUCACGCUGAAAAUGAGGUAUUAAAUCUCAGGGAGAAUUGUAAGUUGAACGUUUCUCGGACAGAUUCCUCAUUGAUUGCCCUCCAGGCGAUCUAUGAUACUGACAUCAACCGAUAUGGUCAAGAGAGACUUGCUGUUCAAAACAUGAUGUUGGCUGCUCUUGACGCACUCAUGGGUCAUAAACAACAAGUACAAGAUGCCAUGAACCUCGAAAGUCCUUUGACUGAUUUCAAUUGGGGGGAAACUACAACUUUAUUAUGACCACAACUUUUAUUGGUUUUUGGUUUUUUACAUCAGACAGAAUUACUGUACAGCACGUGUACGUGUACAGCUGUACACGUGUAUGUAGCAUUGUACGAAGGUACUGUGUAGAUCUGAGUACAAAAAAGUACUUUCGAAAGUACUUACGAAAGUACGAAAGUACUUUCGAAAGUACACGUACAGUACAACGUUGUACGUGUACAACGUACACAUAGAAUACUUUCGAAAGUACGAAAGUACUUUCGAAAGUACUUUCGUACUUUCGUACGAAAGUACUUUCGUAUCAAUACUUUCUUAGUGUGUACGAAGGUACUAUUUUGAAAGUACUUUCGUACUUUGUACGAAAGUACGAAAGUACGAAAGUACCAAUAAUCUUCGAAGAUACUUUCGUACGUACUUUCACGUACUGUACACGUACAUAGCUACAUACAGUACAAUACCUUCGUAAUAUUAAACUUGUACG